UAAUGUGACAGUUUUUAGUAUGUUUAAUUAAUUUAUAGAAAUAGAAAUAAUUGAUUUUGCCAUUCAUUAAAUGAUGAUUUGGAUGAAUGAAGAUCUUGCAUGCCCCACAAUCUUGAAGCAGUAACGUAGACUAGUUCUGCUCAUUUUGAGUGCUGAUUGAUAAAAGCUCUACUAUUAAAUACAAUGAUUUAUUAAUGUAGAAUGCAUUAAGUGUAUUAAUUGUAAUUUUACAUUGCCUGGAUUAAUCAAAAAGCAUAUCAUCUGAAAAGAAUUGAGGUUCGUCAGUUUUAUAAUUCACAAAUCUAACGGACUUCCACUGUUUAUCAACGGUUGCUAUUGACUAGUGAAGGAUGUAAGGAGUGACUGUGAUUAACUGAGAGCCUGUUGGAAUGCUUCAGUUGAGAAUUACAGAAUGAAAAUAUUAAUGACAUCGAAAAUGCAAGAAUGCCGUUACCCGAAGUCACCACUCUUAGUUCGUUCAAUAUUCCCACUUCAUCUCAUCGAAACAUACUACCCAAAAGUAAUGAGACGGUAGCAUCGCCCCAUAUAUCUCAUGGAAAUAUUCCUGCAAAUAACGAUUGGGCUGGGGAGUAUGGAUUCAAUAUUUCAUUUGCACCUCAUGAAAAAAAUACAAGAUGCACAAAUUGGACAUAUUCCGACGUUAAAAACAAAUUGUACGUGAACAUAGCAGUGCCUUGUCCAAUAAGAUUUCAUGUUUUAAAGACACCUCCUGAAGGCUCUGUUAUUAGAGCAUUACCCAUUUUUUCCAAACCGGAACAUAUUAUGGAUGUGGUUAAAAGAUGUCUAAAUCAUUCUCUUCCAACUGAUCCAUUAAAUGAGGGUCAUCCAGCUCCUGAUCAUUUGAUACGAUGCGAUGACGAUUUCACUGAUUAUACACAGGAUUUAGCCACAGGACGUUUGAGUGUAACUGUUCCUUAUAAAAGUCCACAAGUUGGCAUGGAAUAUUCAACAUACCUCUUUAGGUUUAUGUGCCUUGGAAGCUGUGUAGGAGGUUUGAAUAGAAGACCUCUCCAAUUGGCUUUUACCUUAGAAAAAGAUGGGUGUUGUUUAGGUAGAAGAGUCAUAGAUGUUCGUAUAUGCGCUUGUCCUGGUAGAGAUAGAAGAAUAGAAGAAAAAUGUUACGAAGAUUCUCAAAAGGAUUCAAAUAAAAGAAGUUUUUCAAGAAACUUUCAAGAAAAUAGCUUUUCCGACCAAGUUGCUACAUUGAAGAAACAAAAAUCAAGUUGUUCGGAUGAUGAAUAUGUUCUCAUUUCUAUAAAAAGAAGCCAUUAUGAAUUAAUUAAAAAAACAUUGGAUGGUUUAGAUGCAUUAGAAAUGCUAACUCCUGAAAUGAAGGCAAAUCUUCAUCAAAAACAAAUACAAAGAGUUGUUGCUACAGCAAAGAAGCACAAGAAAGGAAGCAGCAGCGAUGACGAAAUUAUUUAGUUAAUUAUACUUAGCCCAUUUAAAGAGAUGACAGUUUUUAUAUUAACUUCUUUUUUCAAAAAAUAAUUUUUAUAAACAUUAUUACAAAGCAUUAUUUUAUUUUUAUUUCAUUGUUCAUGUAUUUCAUUUAUUUUGACUUAUUUUAUGUUUAACAACAAUUAUAUAUUGCAUUUACGUUCAGUAUGAAUGUAAAAAAAUUUCAUACAUUCCAUAUGAGUAUGAAUGUAUAAGAAUGUGUAAAAUAUGGUUAAGUCAAUCCUAGCUAAUGUUAGCUAAAUUAUGAUUAUUGCUUCUAUGUUAAACUAUUAACAGUUUUUCUGGUUAUGUUAAAAAUAAGAAAAUCGAAGCUAUGUUUAAAUCGAUUCCCUAGUGUAAUAGUUACUUUAGUCCCUAAAGUAUAAUUAAUAGUUCUAAACUGUUUUCUACAUAACUUAAUUAAGGCAGAUUUUAAGAUGACAUCGAGCUUCAAUCAUUAUCUCAACGAAUUGUCUCCUGUGGUCUUGAUAGCCUAAAGUAAUCUUCGGAUAUAUUAAUUGUUUGAGCUCAUUAUCAUCUUAAGUUUUCUGUUGUGCAAAUCUGCCUUUGGAUAGUGAUAUAGAAGAUCAAUUUAAAUCUAACUUUGUCCAGAGAGAUGUAAAAUUUUAAAAGAAUUUUUUAAAUUCUUUUAAAUUUCUGUAAAUCUUUUAUUUGUAUUAAUGUUGGUUUGGGUUCAUUUAACUAUAUUUUUAUAUG
Molecule: messenger RNA, 2178 nt
Organism: Centruroides sculpturatus (bark scorpion)
Lineage: Eukaryota; Metazoa; Arthropoda; Arachnida; Scorpiones; Buthidae
Product: cellular tumor antigen p53-like
Exons: 12
Coding region: 445-1446 (333 amino acids)
Biological process (GO): apoptotic process; regulation of transcription by RNA polymerase II
Cellular component (GO): nucleus
Molecular function (GO): RNA polymerase II cis-regulatory region sequence-specific DNA binding; DNA-binding transcription factor activity, RNA polymerase II-specific; protein binding
Source: RefSeq, a predicted model, not a curated record